Hymenoscyphus albidus is the source of this 386-nucleotide messenger RNA. The record is from the annotation of a GenBank genome assembly. NCBI's taxonomy places the organism in Eukaryota, Fungi, Ascomycota, Leotiomycetes, Helotiales, Helotiaceae.
AUGACCGCAAAACUUCGUGGGGGAGUUGCGUCCAGAGCAAUGCUUUCAGGCGUCCAAGAAUUUGAUAUGAUGCACUAUGAUGUUGGCGACUUGCGAUUAGCGCUUGAGAAACCAUGGACCAAUGCAGAGCUGGUCGCCCCAGAUUUUGGCAAUAGUUCCUCAUCUGCCAUUGAACGCCAGUCCAUCAUGUCGAUUCCAAACAGUCGUGAUAUGGCUCAAACUUGUUUUGUUGCUGCUUUGUGUUCCGCACAUUCUUGGCUUGGAGUGGGCGCCAAACGCUCGUAAAUAUUGACAUUUCCAAAGCCAGGUCCAAACCACCACAAGGGUUUGAAGAAGUGCAUGUCAUCAACGAUCGAGAUUUUGGAAGAAGUUCCAGUUCCACUUGA